Messenger RNA from Saprolegnia parasitica CBS 223.65, 519 nucleotides. RefSeq lists its product as hypothetical. The coding region runs from base 1 to 519 and encodes 172 amino acids. The transcript has 3 exons. NCBI's taxonomy places the organism in Eukaryota, Oomycota, Saprolegniomycetes, Saprolegniales, Saprolegniaceae. The record is from RefSeq and is a predicted model, not a curated record.
AUGCCCAAUCCGUCGAUGCCGAUGCACAUCCCUCCGCCGCCAGUGGCCAUCGAUUUUUUAAGCGCGUCGUCAUUCAGCAGUAGUAGCAACAGUAGCCGUCGCCCGUCGCUUCAAGAAGACAACGCGUCGUCGAUUGCCGAUCAGCUACGCCUGCGAAACCCGCAGCUUUUUGAGCGCAUGCAACGGCGCAAGGAGACAGUCCAAUACCAAGCGCCACCCGUGCCAGCAUCUGCGCGGUCCUUGGCAGAGCGGCGUGCCAAAGCCGAAGCUGACCGCGUUGCGCAAUCGACGGCAACAUCGAGCCAUCCGAUGUUGGAGCGGCUCAGCCAUGGCGAGCGUGCGCGUGUGCCAUUGAACGAGAUGAAAUCGCGAAGUCGGCGGCUCUACGAGAAGUUGCCAGAGGUCGUGGAACGCAAGCGGCAGCAAGACAUUUUGACCCAGCGGCUCAAAAGGCUGCAAAAGCUUCGUCAGGACGAGAAGGCACGAAGGGGGGUCGCUCGGAGUAACAGUCGAUGCUAA